Branchiostoma belcheri (Belcher's lancelet) is the source of this 3385-nucleotide messenger RNA. RefSeq lists its product as uncharacterized. Gene Ontology annotation, molecular function: nucleic acid binding. The transcript has 7 exons. NCBI's taxonomy places the organism in Eukaryota, Metazoa, Chordata, Leptocardii, Amphioxiformes, Branchiostomatidae. The record is from RefSeq and is a predicted model, not a curated record. Gene Ontology annotation, biological process: Notch signaling pathway; protein ubiquitination. Bases 170 to 2788 code for a protein of 872 amino acids.
UUUUCCAGUUCAAGAGUUCAAAGUUCCUUUAGGUCCUUCCAUAAGGGUCACCAAAGCUGGCAAACAAAGCGAGUAAAACAACCGACAUUUUGGAAGUUGUUAGGGACGGUAAACAUUCGACGUAGCGGAAAUAGUGACUUCAAAUUCGGCGACACUGUGACAAUUCACCAUGGCUACUUCAGAUGGUAGAAGCGGCCGGUCAACUCGUUCAGAGCAGGGAAUCCCUGGACAGUUUGGGCUGGAAUUCUCCUCAGUGUUGGUGUCCAACAUACCUCAAUCCGUGACUCAGUGGGACCUGGAAAGACACUUUAACCAAGAGACACACUGGAAGGAUGAACCCCAUGUCAGAAUGAUGUCAACACAGGCAAUUGUGACAUUCAGAAGCCCUUCAUAUGCUAUGUACAUUGCAAGGAAGGGAUACACAACUUACAAUGGAAAAGACUUAACAGUGGAACCAAACAUUGAGGUGUUCCCUGCGGUCACGGCUGUCAUCCCUGAAAGGCUUUGUGUUUAUCUGCCAAAUAAUGUCAUAGAGGAACUUGAAAGAAAAACAGGUGUCCAAGUUAAUCGUAACUCUAGGCAAAACAACACACUAGAAAUCAUGGGAAGCUUGCAAGAAAUUGAGCAAGCCCAGACAAUGUUAAGACAGAGAUUUGCUACCAUCAUUAAUGAAGACUUACUGACUGGCUCUCAGCCUCAAGUUGGCAAGUACAAUUACACAGAUAACCAAGGUGCUGCAGGUUAUAGUGAAGUUAACAUGGAAGAACACACAACCACAUUAGUAAGAGACAGUACUGACAGAAGCUAUCAGACAAAUGGGCCAGCUACCGAACUUGCUGAAGACAGGAGCGAAGACGACUCCCGAAAUGGAAGAUCUCGUACAAGGACAAGGAAGGUAGCAGGAAGGUCAAGUUCGUCUAGUAGAGUAGAGACUUCUUCACGGACAGUAAAUAGAGUAAAAGAGGGACCGGCAGACAUCAUUGGUAGAGGUCUGGACAACAGAUCUAGUGGGACUCCAGCAACAACAAGGCCUCAUACACAACCAGUGCUCUCCAAUAAGUCUUCAAGUUCUUCAAAGUCCCAGUCGUCUGCCACAAGGAAGUUAAAGACACCAUCCAAUUCCAUACUCCCAAGCAAAACAAUCGUCCCCGGUAGUACUCGUGCUGCAACAAGCACUCCAACAGGUGGCAGCAUUGCAAGCUCUUCAAGAAGUAAAUCUGGACUACAAGGUGCUGUAGGAGGUGUUGGUGUUCCAGGCACCACAAAAUCAGGCAAAACAAAAGCCCAUUCAGUCCACGCCUACAAAGGAGUAAAAGUCAGUAUAGUGCACGGAGAUCUAACCAAAGAAAAAGUUGACGUGAUUGUAAGUUCAGGCGGUGGGGACUUGAAGAACCUUGGAGGUGUAGCAGGAGCCAUAUCGAGAGCUGGAGGUCCCAGCAUCCAGGAAGACUGUGACAGUUACAAACAAAGACACGGCCCUUUGAAGACCACAGAAUGCAUGGUGACAGGCCCAGGUAGACUUCGAUCAUGUAACCAUGUUAUUCAUUCUUGUGGGCCUGUCUAUCAGAGAUCACAUCCACACAGGACUGAAAGGGAACUUAAAGAUACCACAUACACAGCACUGAUGUCAGCAGCAGUGGAUCUGAAAGCCCAGUCCAUAGCUUUACCUGCCAUCAGUUCAGGAACGUUUCGUGUCCCAAAGGACAUGUGUGCAAGAGCAAUGCUAGCUGGCAUCAUGGCAUUUGCUGAGGCACAGCAAGAUAUUUACAGUGGCCUAAAGGACAUCAGAAUCGUUGACAACGACUUUUACACAGUGUUUGGAUUCACAUCUCAAUGUGAGAAACUGUUAGACGACCCCAGCAACACCAGAGAUUCUACCACAGGGUCCCGCCGAAGGAGUUCUUCCAUGAGUAGAGCAGAUGGAAGGGGCAGAACGACAAGCUUUUCAAACGUGCCUGCAGCAAGUGCUUCAUCCUACACCAACGGCAGUUACCAGUCACUCCCUGGCCUUCAGGAUAAAGGAGACAAUCAUUUCAGAAACGGGUCAUCCUACAAUUAUGAACGUUAUCAGUCACUCCCAAGCUUUCAUGACAAUGGAGACAAUCAUUUCAGAAAUGAAAGUAGCUGGGAUCAUCAAUUUGAAAACACACCGGGUAUGGAGGCCUCCUCCCCAAAGACACAGCAAAGCAACAGGUCCACAACAAGUGAUGGUGACCAGGAUGACACUUGUCCUAUCUGCAUGAGCGACUUCACCGAUCCCAAAAUGCUGUCUUGCAAGCACAAGUUCUGUGCCGACUGCCUGGCGACCGCCCUGAAGCACGCGGCCAAAUGUCCCAUCUGUGGCCUGGUGGUGGGCAGGCUGAGGGGAGACCAGCCGGAGGGUAGGAUGGAGUAUACAGUGGAGAGACACAGCAGUCUCCCUGGCUACCCAGGCUGUGGAACUAUCAUCAUCCACUACAGCAUCCCAUCUGGAAUACAAGGACGAGAUCACCCUAACCCCGGCCAGCCUUACCAUGGUACGUCCAGGAAAGCGUACCUGCCUGACAACUAUGAGGGACAGGAGGUUCUCACACUGCUGAAGGAGGCCUGGAGGAACAAACUGGUCUUCACCAUCGGGACAUCCGUCACUACUGGAACUGACGAUGCCGUGACCUGGAACGACAUUCAUCACAAAACAAACCGCAGUGGAGGUCCCACCAGAUAUGGUUACCCAGAUCCUACCUACCUGGCCAGGGUGAAAGAGGAACUAGCAGCCAAGGGCAUCACCACAAGACCCUCAACUGCAUAGAUAAUGUUAUUACAUGUACUAAACCAAGAAUGUCAGUGGUAGCUAGUAAAAAAAAGGGCUAUGUGUAUGUCUAGUAAAACCGUAUGAUAAAGCCCUGAACUUGACUAUGGCCCAAAGAACAUGUGCCAUUAAACACAUUGGUGAUGUCACAAUACAUUUGUACAUUGAUACUUGUAGAAAAAUUCCUCUGUGUGCUUAGUUUGUCUUGUUUUGAUCUUAAGUGCUUCCAGUGAGGGUACAUGAUUAUUAGCUUUGUGUGUUUGUUUGUUUGCUUGUUGUUUUUGAACUUUUAGUCUUUAGUCACAAAAAUUUUUAUUCUUCCUGGUGUUCAGAUUAUUACCCCAUACUGAUCUGAAACAAGAUGUUUUGACGGAAUUGCUCAGUAUUUGUUCGGUAGACAGAGAUUUGUUACACCUAUACUUAAAACCACCUGUUAAACAGAAUGGAAGAAAAGAGAGAGAAAGAAUCAGUUGUACAUUCCAUAAUUGUAAAUUCUUAAGUGUUGUUUUGUGCACAUAGUCUACCCUAGCACAUGUACACAUGGAUGUAUCCAAUGUACAACAUUUGCUUUUUAUGUCAACAAUUUAUUUAGAUAGU